Andrographis paniculata is the source of this 1275-nucleotide messenger RNA. RefSeq lists its product as uncharacterized. The coding region runs from base 111 to 1055 and encodes 314 amino acids. Lineage: Eukaryota; Viridiplantae; Streptophyta; Magnoliopsida; Lamiales; Acanthaceae. The transcript has 7 exons. The record is from RefSeq and is a predicted model, not a curated record.
GCAGUUUGCUCUACUGUAGUAACCCAAACGGCGUCGUCUAGCUGGUUGCACUAGUCUCUCCAUUGCGAAUCCAUACGCUGAUCUCCAGUUACAACGUAGAUUGCGCUUCUAUGUGGGCAACCGAGCUUUGGGUUCUACCGAAAUCAUCUUCGAAUUGUAUACGUUUGCAGAAUAUUACAGUGAUGAAGCCGAAUUUUGCUGGGAAAUGGGUGUCGAUGGUGAGGCGAUCUAUGGAGCCAAUUUCAAGAGCUCGCGUGUUCUCUUCUGCAAUCAAAGAUUGGGAAGGCGGCGUUUCAAUGGUUCAAGGUGCUUCUAGGGGCAUUGGCCUUGAAUUUGUGAGGCAAUUGUUAGAGAAAAGCGACAGAGGGCAAGUUGUGGCGACAUGCCGUGAUCCCGAUGGGGCAACUGGACUUCUGGAGUUGAAGAAGAAGUUUUCUGAUCGCCUAGAUAUUCAUCAGCUAGAUCUCACAAUUGAUAGCACGAUGGAGGAAGCUGCAAAGUAUGUGAAAGAUAGGUACGGAUAUCUAAACCUCCUUGUAAAUGCAUCAGGCAUUCUCUCCAUACCCAAUGUUCUGCAACCAGAAACUACAUUGAACAAAGUUCAGAGAGCUUCUUUACUUCUUACAUAUGAGGUGAAUGCUGUUGGUCCUAUAUUGGUUAUUAAGCAUAUGUGGCCUCUGCUAAAGGUGGGAGGGGGUACUGGAACCGAAAGAGAAUUUGCAAUAGUUGCCAAUAUCAGUGCUAGAGUGGGAUCAAUUGGAGAUAAUCGUCUAGGUGGAUGGCACUCAUAUAGAGCAUCCAAGUCCAGUCUUAAUCAGUUGACAAAGACUGCAUCCCUGGAGUUUGCUAGCAAGAAAGAUCCAAUAAUAUGUAUUCUGUUGCAUCCCGGCACAGUAGAUACCGACCUAUCUAGACCGUUCCAGAGAAAUGUUCCGCAAGAAAAACUCUUCACCAAAGAGUUUUCAGUCCAGAAGCUACUAAGCAUCAUCAACAAUGCCAAGAGGUCUUAUAAUGGCAAGUUUUUUGCCUGGGAUGGCCAAGAGAUUCCAUGGUGAUUAAUAUAUGGAUGAAAUAUUCUAUUUUAUAUUGUUGGAUGAGCUGAUUAUGCCGCAUGAUCAUUUACUUUCCUUACAGUUACACUUAGGUUCAACUAUUAUUUGGACUAGAGUACUCAAAAUUCUUUUAUUCUUGCAAUACUUUUACUAGGAGAAGUUUGUGAGACCUCACAAGGAUGUAUAAUAAUUAUUGACUCCAUAGAGGAGCAUUCUAGCAAUA